Molecule: messenger RNA, 1788 nt
Organism: Penicillium cinerascens
Lineage: Eukaryota; Fungi; Ascomycota; Eurotiomycetes; Eurotiales; Aspergillaceae
Product: Cupin domain protein
Exons: 5
Coding region: 1-1788 (595 amino acids)
Biological process (GO): attachment of mitotic spindle microtubules to kinetochore; spindle attachment to meiosis I kinetochore; kinetochore assembly
Cellular component (GO): kinetochore
Molecular function (GO): centromeric DNA binding
Source: RefSeq, a predicted model, not a curated record
AUGGCUCGUGGGCCAGGAAAGGCCCGCGACUUCGACUAUUCGAACGUGGGGACUGCCGGACGACGGACCGGUAUCACCCUGAAGGAGGGGCGGCGCGAUGAGCAUGGAAUGGAGGAAGUGGAUGGUCUCUUCUCAUCCCCGGAGAAGUCGCCUACAAAGUUGAACGGGUAUGAAGAUGACGAAACUGACGAUUCUGCCGGUUCAGAAAUGUCUAUUGACGAAGGCAACGCGCCUGGCCCUAUGGACUUUCUCAAACCUUCGAAUCAUACGCGCACUUCUUUUCUGGCCCCGCCUACUCGAUCGUCUGCGAAGCGUUCUCCUCGAAAGUCCCCUGUGUUGCGAUCUUCUCCAGAGCUGGCGAAUGACUUCGUGUCUUCCAGUCCCUCCGAUGGGAAAGGCUUGAUUGAAUCGCGUCAAGAAUCUUUUCCUUUGUCCACUCGCUCAGUAAAUGCGGGCGUGCUCAAUCAAAAUAAUAAUGCGCGACAUACAAAGGCGCAGCUGGCAUCAGAACCGGUCGCUGUACACGAUUUUUCGGAUGGCGAGGGUGAUGAAAACGCAAAUUCGUUCGGACAGCUCCAACCCGAUUUUGGCGACAGCUUCGAGGUCGGCGACGAAACUAUUGUUCGCGGUGUCGAGGUGCCUGAGCAGGAUCUGAGCGCCGACUCGUCUCCACCUGCUUUGGCUUCGCGCAGGACAGACAAGACAACAUCAACCUCAAAAGCAGCGAAGAAAGGACCCGUGCCGAAACUUGCCCAAGCAAAUAAUGGCCAACCAAAGCGAAGAGGACGGCCUCCAAAAACCCAAGGCCCUGCCGAUGAUGAGGCUGGUGAUGCCAGGCCACCCAAGAAGCAGAAGACUUCGAGCGGGGAGUCUCAAACUACGCGUGAACCGUUAGACCCGGAGCUUGACCGGAUGGUUGAGAACUAUGCCCAGCGUUCAGGUCCACUGAAAGGACGCAGCUUGUAUAUUCUCAAGCGCGAGAAUCCCUCCGAUACCAGUGCCACACACACUCGCUCGGGCCGAGUAUCUGUCCGGCCUCUUGCAUACUGGCGAAACGAACGGUGCGUGUUUGGUGAUGGAGAAGCUGCCGAGGGGCAGCGCUUCCCACUCUCGACAAUCAAAGAAGUCAUUCGCACUGAGGAUGCCGAACCGGACCAGCAAAACAAGGGCAAGCGUGCUGGUCGAAAAUCCAAGAAAAAGAAGCAGAGGGACGAGUCGUCGGAUGAAGAGGAUGAAGAUGCCGAUAUUUGGGAAAAGGAAGGUGUUCUUCAUGGUUACGUACCCAAAUGGGAUCCCAAGGCACAAGCCAGCAGCUCGGAGGAAGAAGUUCUCGACAUUGCAUACGCUCCUUCUGGCAUUGAAACCAGAGAAGUCAAAGAUUCCACAUUCCGGUUCGCGAAGCUGCUCAGCUCUUCGUUCAUUGGGUCGGGUGUCGUUGAGCUUCCCCCCGAGGGUGUGAAGAAGCCCAAAAACUCGAAGAAGAUGCAUAUGGUCUUCUACGUUUGCCAUGGCCGUGUUCAAGUCGACAUUUCGGGUGUACAGUUUAGCGCCGGCAAGGGGUGCGUAUUCCAGGUCCCUCGAGGCAACUAUUAUAGCUUCAUGAACCAGCACAACAAAGAAGCUCGACUUUUCUUCACGCAAGGCUGUGUUCCAGGCGAAGGCGAGGGCGAGGCCUCUCCUACAUCCAAGAACGGUGUGCAGGAGAGCGAGUUUGAACCUGACAGCGGCGCUUCUGCUCCCCCGGCAAAGUCUCGAGGUCGGCCCAAAGGCAAACAAAAGGCCAAAUGA